This is a messenger RNA of Aspergillus nidulans FGSC A4, 774 nucleotides long. Its product is annotated as isoamyl acetate-hydrolyzing esterase. Bases 1 to 774 code for a protein of 257 amino acids. NCBI's taxonomy places the organism in Eukaryota, Fungi, Ascomycota, Eurotiomycetes, Eurotiales, Aspergillaceae. The record is from RefSeq and is a predicted model, not a curated record. The transcript is spliced from 5 exons.
AUGUCUGCCGUUGAAGACUCAUUGUACAAGCCCUACGAUCAGUUCGUUCUCUUCGGAGACUCGAUCACCCAGAUGUCCUCUAACCAGGACCAGGGAUUCGGAUUCCAGCCCGCGCUACAAGAUGCGUACUCGAGAGCCCUUGAUGUGAUUAACCGCGGAUUUGGCGGGUAUACUACUGCGCAUGCAGUCAAGGUGUUUCCGAAGUUCUUCCCAACCCCUGAGACAGCCACAGUUCGGUUUUUGACAAUCUGGUUCGGGGCCAACGACGCCUCCCUCCUCGAAUCCGACAACAAGCAGCACGUCCCAUUGGAUGUAUACAAGAAGAAUCUGGUGUCAUUAGUCCAACACCCCGCAACAGUUGCCCAGCAGCCGCGCAUCAUCAUCAUUACUCCGACUCCGGUCAACGAGUACCAGCUGCAAAGCUUCGACGAGGAUAAGGGCAAUGUCCAUCCCACGCGGAAAAAUAGCCGUGCUCGGGAGUAUGCGCAGGCUGCGCGCGAGGUUGCCGAGUCUUUGAAUAUUCCAGUGGUCGAUCUCUGGACAGCCUUUAUGACGGCCGUUGGUUGGAAGGAGGGGGACCCUCUUAUCGGGUCUAGAGAGGGGCCGAAUGAUGAAAAGUUUGCGAGUUUAUUCACGGACGGCUUGCAUCUCACGGCAGACGGUUAUCGGAUCGUAUACAACGAGGUUGUUGGGGCGAUCGAAGCAAAUUGGCCGGACCAGGCGCCGGGGAAGCUUCCCUAUGUGCACCCGGCCUGGAUGGAGGCUCCGAAAUGA